This is a messenger RNA of Phyllostomus discolor (pale spear-nosed bat), 2579 nucleotides long. RefSeq names its product testis expressed 52 (gene TEX52). Lineage: Eukaryota; Metazoa; Chordata; Mammalia; Chiroptera; Phyllostomidae. The transcript has 3 exons. Bases 28 to 945 code for a protein of 305 amino acids. The record is from RefSeq and is a predicted model, not a curated record.
CUCCUGGCAGUCAGGCCCAGAAGCACAAUGGCCUGUAGGCCAGGAGGAUCAGCUACAGGGAGGGGUAAUCCAUCCCACGUCAGAGAACCCUUCCUGCAGAUGGUCCGGGCGAGUGAGCCUCUCCGGACCCACUGCACGUGGGCACAGCGUGAGUUUCUCCUCCCUGAUGAGACCUGGGAGUUGCCCGGCUUCACGCCACAAACCUACCACCGGCUGGCCCUGAAGCUGCCACCCCACACAGACAUGAAGUCCAAGGUGCGCCACCAACUAAACCACCCUAGGAAGAAUGAAGUUGAGCACACCUGGGGCUUUCACACAUGGCUUGACGUGGGACAGCUGCCCGCCACCUUUCCCACCAGGCCCGACAGGCCCUAUGACAGCAAUGUCUGGCGCUGGCUGACAGACUCCAGGGCCCACCGCCGGCUCCCAGCAGAGCCCUGCAUCCCGCCUCCCUCCUGGAUGGGCCAAAACAGCCUUCUAACUUUCAUCAGCUGUAAUCCUAUCUUCUUGGACAUGAAAAGGAAGAACCAGGUGAUUCUCAGGACAGUGAAGGAGCUGAGAGAGGUGGAGAAACUGAAGCUGAGGAGUGAAGCAAGGGCACCUCCCCUCGACACCAAUGGGAACAUCCUGCCGCCAAAGGACUUCAAGAAGUACCAACACAUCUCAGCUGGUGGAAGGAUUGAACCCCUCAGCCUCCAUCUCCUCCCCAACCCACUUCCCAAUAAUUUUGCCAGGAGCUGGCCCUGCCCGAACCCUGUGCCUCAUUACCAAGAGAAGGCACUAAAGCUGGCCUUGCUGCCAAGGGCACCCCUGACACAGGACCUCGUGAGGAAUUACCAAACCCUGAUAGAGGACCGCAUUGCCUUGCCCCUCCACUAUCUCUCCAAGGGACAGCCAAGCAAAGCUUUUUCAAGGAAGAGAAAGAGAAGAUCUGGACAUAACUAGAAAACCCUCCAGAUGGAUGGGGACCGUGGCGGGCUCACAGACCCCUAGGCUCCAGUGCUCUCAACCAAUGUUCCUUAAGCAAGAAGGCUUCGAGGUGGCUGAAGGACUCUGGCCUCUGCAGAACAGAGCCUCUCCACCAACCCCUCCAAUUUCAAGCCAUCUUUGUAGUCCAGACUCUUUGAGAUGCUACCGAAACUCUAAAUUGUUAUGUCUUCCUUGGAGGACUCUCUCAUAACAAGUGGGAGGAAUGGGGGAAGGGAGUGGGGAGAGCAGAGUGGGGACCCCAUCCUAGGGACAGAACGAGGAGUGGGCAGGAAGAAUGUGUGUGGUGGGGGAGGCCUGGGGAAGAGGCACUCUAAGAAGUGUGGGUAAGAAGUUACCUCCUACUCCCAUGGCCCACUGGAACAAGACUGGGAUUGGUCAGAGUACAGGAAGCUUUCUAGGCAAAAAAAACUUCAAUUCCACCCCUCCACGGACAAUCUAAUGUCUGGGCAAAGACUGGAAGCAACUCUGUUGUGUUACAGGUCCUACACAGGGUUUGGGGUAGCAGGGUCAGGCCAAGGCUGGUGCCAGAGGAUGGCAGAGUUUAAGUUUGAGGAAGGCUGACCAGGUCUCCCAUAACAGACAGGAGAAGAACACAGGUAAAGGUCAGACUGGUUCCCUGGAGCAUACGUUAGGGCCUUGGGUCUGUGCUGCAGGUGACCCAGAUUCCUCAGCUUUACAAUGGGGUGUCAGGGACAAGUGGCCUAAAAUGGGAGCAGGCAAACCGUAUCAGUCAGAAAAGGUGCUGCCGCAAGUUGGGUGGAGAUGAGGUAGGGAAGGGCCUGCAGGAGACAAGGUGGAGGUGGCAGCGGGAGGCAGCUGGGAAGCCUCUGAAGAGAAAGCCGCCUCACCUUUUCUUGUCCCCGUCAAACCCCAAGUCUUCCCCGGUGGGGCUUCUCUUGGCCUCCUCCCCACUGCCUCUUUGUCUCCACCCUUCUCAAGCCCUGCAGGUACCUGGGAAUCAAAAUACCACAGGGCUCCAAUCCUGGUUAACCAUCUACUAACCAGCUACAUGACCUUUGGGAAGGUUGUUGGUCCCCUCAGGUUUUCAGUGUUUUCAUGUGCACCCAGGAGCCACUAGGAUAUAAAUUAGUGGAAUAAGUAAAAUCACAUAAGUGAGGUCCCUGAAAAGUGGUCCCUAGCACAUUGUAGAUCCUCCAUAAAUAAAGCUAUGAACCAUUGCCCCUAGAAUAAAAGUAAAAAAUGAAUGGAAUAUUAUAUAUUCAUAAAAAGGAAUGAAGUACUGGUCCAUGCUACAAUUGUAAAUGAACCUUGAAAACAUUGGUACUGCACCCAAGAAGCCAGAAAAGGCCACUUAUUGUUAACUCCAUUUAUACAAUCUCUCUAGAGGCAGGCAAAUCCAUAGAAACAAAAGGUAAACUGAUAGUUGCCAGGUGCUGGGAAAGGAGAAAAUGAGGAUUGACAGCUUAAUGGGUUCGGAGUUUGAGGAUGAUGAAACUAGAUAGAAGGAAUGUGGUUACACAACACCACGAAUGAGUGAAAUGCAACUGAAUUGUUUCCCUUAGUGGUAAAUUUGAUGUGUAUUUCAUCUCAGUUAAAAAUAAUUUUAUGCCCCAGCUGGUCUGUGCUCA